Messenger RNA from Medicago truncatula (barrel medic), 1495 nucleotides. RefSeq lists its product as uncharacterized. The coding region runs from base 51 to 1145 and encodes 364 amino acids. Gene Ontology annotation, cellular component: membrane. The transcript is spliced from 9 exons. The record is from RefSeq and is a predicted model, not a curated record. NCBI's taxonomy places the organism in Eukaryota, Viridiplantae, Streptophyta, Magnoliopsida, Fabales, Fabaceae.
UCUCGCUAUUUGAUGUCAACAAAAGCUAAAUUGUGUCUUCCCCUGCGUGUAUGCAACCUUAUAGUCUCAAAAUUUUCCUUCCAUUCUCACCAAACAUGAAAGGCUCUCCUAAAGGCUCAUGGGAACCCAUUAUGACUGUUAAGACAAAUACUCAGAGUUAUUGGAUUAAUUGGAGGGUUUUGCUUUGUGCUAUUUGGGUUUUGCUUUCAAUCAUUUUCUCAUCAUUGCUUCUAUGGAAGUAUGAAAAACGUUCAAGAAAUGUUUCAGCUAGAAAUGGUAGUGGAAGAGAAAAACAAGAGGAAAAUUCAGCAAUUUUGUAUGAGGAUGAAACUUGGAAGCCUUGUUUGAAAGGAAUUCACCCUGCUUGGCUUUUGGCUUUUCGAGUUUUUGCGUUUAUUGUGCUUUUGGUUCUACUCAUUGUCAAUGUUGUUGUUGAUGGAGGAGAAAUUUUAUUGUACUACACUCAGUGGACAUUUGCUUCAAUCACUUUUUACUUUGGGCUAGGAUCAAUACUUUCCAUGCAUGGAUGUUACCAACAUCAUAAGAAAUCAAGUGGUGAUAAUAAGGUUGAUAAUGUUGAUGGAGAUGCAGAGCAAGGAAUAUUUGAUGUUCAUAUACUCCCACAAAGUUCUAAUGCAUCAGACCAAGAGAAAAAUUUGGGAGCCUCCGAAGAAGUUAUUGUUCGCCAACAUGCUGGAACUUGGGGUUAUAUUUUUCAAAUAACAUUCCAGAUAAAUGCAGGUGCUGCAUUGCUCACUGAUUGUGUAUUUUGGUUUGUAUUUGUUCCAUUUCUAACCAUCAAAGAUUACAAUCUAAACUUUUUGGUAAUCAUUAUGCACUCAAUCAAUGCUAUUUUCCUCAUAGGUGAUACAGCUUUAAAUUGCCUGCCUUUCCCUUGGUUUCGAAUGGGAUACUUUUGCUUAUGGACAGUCGCAUAUGUGAUUUUCCAAUGGAUUGUUCAUGCUUGCAAAUAUCUCUGGUGGCCUUAUCCAUUUCUUGACUUAUCAUCCUCAUAUGCUCCACUAUGGUACUUUGCUGUGGCAUUACUGCAUAUUCCAUGCUAUGGUAUUUUCACUUUGGGAAUGAAGCUGAAACAUUAUGUCUUGUCAACCCGCUACCCCGACUCAUAUCAAUGUGUUAGAUGAUAUUGGCUUGCUUAGGACUAAACCAAAUUAUAGCUUCAAUUUUCUGAACAUCAACUUUACACCAUAGAAAGAAUGAAUAUAAGGAAGGAGGAAGGAAGAGUGAAAUAAUACUGUUAGCAAAAUGAAUCACAUAAUGUUGAAAUAAAUAGCAACAGAUGAUAUAUUUUAUAUUUAGGUGAAGAUUAGCAGUUGAAGAAGGUAUAAAUACAAUUUGGCUAAUGCUUUCUGCUAAUACUUCUCAUAGAGAUGCCAUACAUGUAAUUAGUUAUGAAUUCUUGUAAGAACUAAUCUGACCAAGCAUUGAUUUUCCUAUGAUUCUUAAAUAUCCAUAGUUAUCAAUGUUUAUUGCA